GCUAUGAUUUUGAAUUCCAGACUUUCUUUUUUUCCCACAUCGUAGUAUUUCUAUUUUUAUGCUUUUGGUAUCCGUCACUGAUUAGGCAGCUGGGGGCGCGCGCGGACUCAUUGAAAAAGGGAGCGCGCUCUCGGAGACGGGUGCGCGCGAAGCGGUGUGCAGAUGUGUCGCAGAUUUUGUAAAGUCACUGGACGCACGGAGUGAGCCAGCUGGAGGAAGUCGCUCCAGGUAAAUUGGCCCCUAAACUGUCAGGAAAACAAAUUACGACUACGGAAGAAACGGGUGGAAGAGGACAGAACCGAGGGACCGCCGUCACAACCCGUUAACGUUAGCUUGGUUUGCAAAGGAGAAAGACGUUACUUUGACAGUUAAAAGCCAAGGGACGGCGGCGUGCACAGAGAUGGAGCUGUCAGCGAUUGGAGAGCAAGUGUUUGCUGUGGAAUCAAUCGUCAAGAAAAGAGUUAGGAAGGGGAAUGUGGAGUAUCUGUUAAAGUGGAAAGGAUGGCCUCCAAAGUAUAGCACAUGGGAGCCUGAGGAACACAUUCUGGACCAGCGCUUGGUGCAGGCCUAUGAAGAGAAAGAGCAGAGAGAGAAAACUUUGGGGCACAGGAGAAAAGGACCCAAAGCCAAAAGACUCAUUCUGCAGGAUACCGUCUACACCAUGGAUCUCCGCAGCGCCCACAAGACUCCAGAGCAACCUGGGCCUCGCCUGCGUCUCUCCCUGACGCGCUCUCUGCUCCCCGGUGACGACGAGGGUCAGUCGUACGGCACCUGCAGGCACCAGCCGCAACUGGCACAUCCAGGAAGCAGACCCAGCAGGUCACAGUUCACGUGCCUGGACUCAAACCCUCCAAGUCCCACACAGGAGGACUGGGAAGGCCGGGGGGAGGAGGAGGAGGAGGAGGAGGAGGAGGCCAAUGUAGAAAGUGAAGAGGAUAGAGAGGAGGAGGAGGAGAAAGAGAAAGAGGAGGCUCUAAAGGAGUCAUCAGAGAAGAGUGGAGGCACUUUAAAUGGACAGGAGAGGACAGACGGGUGGAGCUCCGCCCUCGGACCAGACGGUCUCACUGCAUCAGAGAAGCCGGACGACGCCUGGAGGCCCAUCGUCCGCCCAGGGGACGUGACCGUCACAGACGUCACCCUCAACUCCCUCACGGUGACUUUCCGAGAGUCGAGAGUAGCCAAAGGCUUCUUCAGAGACUGGGGGCCUGGAGGUCUGAUAUGUGAUGUCUGAGUAGGUCGGUAGGGAGGGAAACGGAGCCGCUGGUGUAAUCACAGUGAUGGUUGAGGGGCCAGGGUUUGUGUUUUUUUUAUCUCCCCUCGCUCUGUUCUUCCCCUUCCCCGCUACUUCCAGCCUGGUCAGUGGUACGUUUACAUGCACAGAGUCACUUAGACAUGAGCUCAACACCAGUUAAUGUUACGUUUAGGUCGAGCUAGUCACCUUUUCGAUAUGGUAGGACUGCCUUAACAUGACGCGCCAGACGGUUUGUUAACAACACAGAACCAUUUGAGAAGCCGUCAUUAGAACCUUUGGGAAAAGUGCAGGCACUUUCAAAAAAAAUACCAGGCAGGUGAUUGGAUGAACCAUCUGUCUAUCACGUCCACCAUUGCUGUUUUGAAUGAACAGUCACACACACCUAAACCACACCCGUAGCUGCCAGUAGCUCCUCACCGGAUGCUGAUUGGUUCGGGGCCGCUGCUGUUGGUUCAAGAAGGCAAUUACUUGAAGCCUGACAAGAUGGAUUUUUCGUGUGAUAUGUGAUGCGAGAAUCCAGCUGCUGGGCAAGGUGAGGACUGAGUUGCCUUGAGUGAAAGGGGUAUAUAUAUAUAUAUAUAUA
Perca fluviatilis (European perch) is the source of this 1835-nucleotide messenger RNA. RefSeq names its product chromobox homolog 7b (gene cbx7b). Gene Ontology annotation, cellular component: PRC1 complex. Gene Ontology annotation, biological process: negative regulation of transcription by RNA polymerase II. The record is from RefSeq and is a predicted model, not a curated record. Lineage: Eukaryota; Metazoa; Chordata; Actinopteri; Perciformes; Percidae.